AUGUUUGCUUAUCAUCAUGGAAAAAAUUGUACCGAUUCGGAUUCAAUCGAUAAUAAUGUUAAUUCUACUGUCGAUAAAUCUAUUACUUUAUCAACAUUGCAGCCUACUAAUUUGUCACAAUUUUCAACAAAAUCAAUUGUUGAUCAUGAAAAGCAUAUUACAACAACAUCAGUUGAUUUUGAAACAGUUUCAAACAGAGAGAAUAUGCCAUUCCAACGAUCAUAUUCAGAAAUACGGGAACCUAUCUUAUGUCCAUUUUGUAAUUGUGACUGUGAACCAGUUGACUGUGAGGUGCAUCAGAUAUUUUGUCUUGAGAAUCCAAAAAAAGUCGAUCGAUUGUAUCAUGACGACCAAUCGACUGAUACUGCUCUUAUUCGUUGUGAACUUUGUAGAAAAUCGAUUGAAUGGCAACUUUUUGAAGAACAUAUCAAUUCUUGUGUUGAGCAAGAACAUAAACGAAGACACCAACAAUCCAGAACCAUCUAUCAGGACAACAAUAAUCGUCUUGGUCGACGCAAGUCUUGUAAUGAAGAGCGUUUCGUAAAUUUUCUUAGUCUUCAUGAGAAUUUGGAUGCUGAGCAAGAUCGUGAACGAAGAUUCAUCCAUCAAGACAAUAAUAAUGGCAUUGGUCAAUGUAAAUAUUGUAAUGCAGAGCGUUCGGUGGAUGUUCUCAGUGCUCAUGAGGAUUUAUGCCAAAAAUAUAGAAAUGCUUUUGUUAAUAGAUCAUAG
This is a messenger RNA of Rotaria sordida, 729 nucleotides long. NCBI's taxonomy places the organism in Eukaryota, Metazoa, Rotifera, Eurotatoria, Philodinida, Philodinidae. The record is from the annotation of a GenBank genome assembly.